This is a messenger RNA of Stegostoma tigrinum, 5930 nucleotides long. It is a transcript of the gene kif20bb, whose product is annotated as kinesin family member 20Bb. Gene Ontology annotation, biological process: mitotic spindle assembly; microtubule-based movement. The record is from RefSeq and is a predicted model, not a curated record. NCBI's taxonomy places the organism in Eukaryota, Metazoa, Chordata, Chondrichthyes, Orectolobiformes, Stegostomatidae. Bases 294 to 5723 code for a protein of 1809 amino acids. The transcript is spliced from 32 exons. Gene Ontology annotation, cellular component: spindle microtubule; nucleus. Gene Ontology annotation, molecular function: ATP binding; microtubule binding; plus-end-directed microtubule motor activity.
CAGGCAAGCGGCUAUUGGAGCCACUAGGUUCAAUCUGUGAUUUAUAACUGAGUUCUGGCGGUCAGUGUUUGUCUGUAUGACAGCGAUCACAACUAAGUUCUGGUGAUCUACAUAUGUGCAUGUGAAAGGGAUCAUAGUCCCAGCCCUGAUGCUUUUGUCUGUCGAAGAGAGAACAUAACUGAGUGCUAGUGGUCGAUAUACGAAAAUUAGGCCGGUCACUUCGUACCUGGUCUGUGCUCGCUCCUGAACAAGUGCCAGUCUGCAUCAGAGGGUUCCGGUCUUCAUAGACCAGAAUGGAGCCUAUAAUAACAUCUAAGUUGUCAUUUAUACAACCACAAGGAGCAGUGAAUGACGAGCAGGAUAUACCUGCUGUGGAGGAUUUUGAAGACAUUAGAAAGGAUUUGAUUAUUGAACUUUGCCAAGAAGAAAAUAAAAAUGCAUCACAUGUGGCUAUUCAACGAAAAUGUUUGCAUUCAAAAGAUCAUAUGUGUGUUCAUCUUCGUAUCAGACCUUUUACUGAAGCUGAAGUUGCACAAAAUGAAUCUCAGGACUGUGUAUCAAUAGAAAACUCAACUAGUGUGAUCUUGAAGCCACCGCGAAUAUCAGGCUCCAGAUGUAGUGAUCGAGGAAUUGGCCAAUUAGCGCAAUGCUUUUCAUUUACACACGUAUAUGGUCCAGAAACCAAACAAAAAGAACUAUUUGGAGCAGUAAAACCACUUAUUAAGGACAUUCUGAAUGGCCAAAAUGCUUUGGUUUUUACUUAUGGUGUUACCAAUGCAGGAAAAACGUACACAUUUCAAGGGCCAGAUCAUGAUAUGGGUAUCGUGCCACGGUCAUUGAGUGUGCUAUUCAAGAGUAUUGAAGGAAAGAUUUGUACAAGUAUGAAUAUCAAACCACAGAGAUGCACAGACUUCACUAGAUUAACAGAAAUGCAAGUGAAAGAAGAGGAAGCUUUUAAAAAAUCAGUACUUCAGCUGUUUAGAGAGAGUGAUUCAUGCAAUGGGUGUAGUCAACUUAAUUCACUAGAUUCUUCAGAAGCAGGAAGUUUGCUAAAGCCACUUGCUACCUUAGGAGAUUUUGCUGAACCAGUUGCUGUUGAUGCACCAGAAAGGAUUAGAUUUUCAGUCUGGGUUUCAUUUUGCGAAAUAUACAAUGAAACUCUUUAUGAUUUACUUGAUCUGGUACCAUAUAAAUGCCAGAAAAGAAAAGUACUUCGAUUUGCACAAGAUACAAAAGGCAACACCUAUGUGAAAGAUUUGAGGUGGAUUCAAGUUUCCAAUGCAGAAGAGGCAUAUAAAAUAUUAAAGCAAGGCAGAAAACAGCAAAGCAUUGCUUCCACAAAAAUCAACAAUCUUUCAAGUAGAAGCCAUUGUACUUUUUCAAUAAGAAUUUUGCAUGUCGUAGAUGGUGGACCUCAUGUUUCAAGAGUCACUGAGCUAUCUCUUUGUGAUCUUGCGGGAUCAGAGAGGAAUACAAAAACAAAGAAUGAUGGGGAAAGAUUGAAAGAAGCUGGAAACAUUAACACUUCUUUGCUGAUUCUUGGAAAAUGCAUCAAUGCUUUGAGACAUAAUCAAAUUUCAAAAACACACAAUCAUGUUCCAUUUCGGGAAAGUAAGCUUACUCGCUACUUCCAGGGGUUUUUCUGUGGGAGAGGAAAAGUUUGUAUGAUUGUUAACAUCAAUCAGUGCGCUUCAAUGUAUGAUGAGACACUUAAUGUAUUGAAGUUUUCAGCAAUGGCACAAAAGGUUCUUCUCAAUAGUUCAAGGCUUCAUCCUGCACACUCGCUUCCAAAACGAUCAGCCAGGGAUCUUUCAUUGAUCAUCAACAAUGCUGAAAAUGAAUCAUCGUCAUUUGCAAAAAGACAAACUAUGUCUUGGGAUGCUACACUGGAGGAUGUUGCUGAAGUGGAGGAAGGGGAUACUGAGAUAACUAAUGCAACUGAGGUAAAAGAUGAGGAAGAGGAAGAGGAUGAGGAUGAAGAUGAUGAAGAGGAAGAAGAGACAAUAGUAAUAGGAAAAAACAACUAUGAGAAGUUACUUCUUUGUAUACAAGACCUGAAAAACAAGUUAAUUGAAGAAAAGAAACAAAAAGUGAUCUUAGAAAAGAACAUCCGGGAAGAAGUCCACCAAGAAAUGGAAAAAUUCAUGCCUCAGUUUGAAAACUAUUUGAGAGAAAAAGAAGAAAAUCGGUUAACUGAGGACAGAAUUGAACAGCGCAAUGAAAUCUUUAAAAAUUUGGUCAAGGCAUGUGUUGCUAUUGACCAGAAUGAAGAUUCCAUUACUGAAGUCAAUGCUGAACUAGAUGGCAAUCCGGAGAGUUUGUUUAAAACUAAAGUUGUAAAAUGCAUCAACUUGUUGGAACCAGAUGUAGCUGAAAUUAAGAAACAAGCUGAAAUGAUUCAUCACCAUCUAGCAACUGCUCCCGAAACUCAGGAAGCAAUUAUGCUUCUGGAAGCUAAUUUGGCUUGUGUCACUCAACAGCUUAACCAAACACAAGAAACACUGAAGAAGAAAACUUUUGAAUUGGAGACACUUGAAAAAUUGACUGAAGCUGCAAAAUUGAAGCAAACAUCUAAGAAUGAAGAGAUCCAAUGCUUGAAAAACUAUUUGGAGCUCAAGGAUGCUGAUCUGAAUAAAAUGAAAAAUCUGCUUGCAAGUUACGGAGAACGAAUUGAAAGUUAUGAUGCAACUAUUGAAGACAUUCAAGAAAUAUUGGAAAUGGGUAGCAGUACUGAAGAUAUGAGCGUAGAACUGGUGAAAAAUCCUUCAACUACUAGUAGAAAAUGUAAUUUUGGUAGUACCUUUGAAAGGAAAGUCCAGCUGCCUUCCAAGAAAGGUCCAGAUUACAAAGGCUGUAUCAAUGUGAAGACUCUAAAAGAGAAAGCCGAUGAAAUAAGGAAGGAACUACUUCAUAAAGAGAGGACAUUAAUGACAUUAAAAGGAGAAGUACAGUCUUUAGAUCGACAAUUGGCUUCAACCAAAGAGGAACUCAACAAUGAACAAACAUCCAGGGAAAGACUGAACAAACAGGUCAAGAGCCUUCAAUUGGAGCUUGCUUCUUCAGCUGAGACUAUUUUGAAACUAACUGAAGAGAAUGCAAAUCAAAGUUCAAAUUACGAAAAACUGCUAUGCGAGUUCAAAUCUGAGAAGGCAUUGAACGAACAACAUUCUGACAAAACUAAACAGCUCCAACUUGAGAUAGAGUUAGGUAGGCAUGAAGUAACACAGAGAGAACUGCAAAAUAAAGCUUUGGAAGAUAAAAUAAGCAAGUUAAAUGACUUACAGAAGGAAUCAGAAUUGUGUGCUAUGGAUCUGAAAAACAUCCAGGAUUUCCUGGAAAGGGCAGUUGGAGAAUCCCUGAAGGAAACAACUGAAUUUGAAUCGCUACAGAAUCCAGUAUCUGUGCUUAGACACGAACUAGAUACAUCAGAACAUAUGGUGCAAAAACGAGACAGUGGUGAAUUUCGCAAAACCGUUGCAACACUGCAGAAGGAGUGUGAGCAUAUUGUAAAGGUGUCAUGCCAAAAAAACCUUCAAAUUCGAGAACAAAAAUUAAGUAUUGAGGCUUUGAAAAAACAAAUGGCAGAUCUGCAAACUGAAUGUACUAAAUUAAAAAUAAAUGCUGCUUCAGCUCAGAAUUUGCUUAAAGAGAAGGAUGCUCACCUUCAACAGUGGAAAGACAAGUUUGAAGAAACUGAAAGUAAAAUGCAGGCUUUAAUACAAAGCAAAGAAAAUAUUGCAGAAUUUCGCAAAGAAAUUGAAGAUCACCAACAUAAAAUAAAAGCUCAGGAGUUACAAAUCUUAAAAAGUGAAGUUAAUUUAACUCUAUGUGAAGAACAAUUGAAAGAGAGAGAUAACAUCAUUGCAAAUUUGCAAAAUAAUUUGCAACAAGCAGAAAAGAAAUUCCAUGACUUGGAAAAAUGUGUCAGUGACUUGAAACUGCAAGAAAUUAGAUUGAAUGAAGAAUUCAGUCAAUAUCAAAAUGAUUGGCAUGUUUUAAAGGAAACCUUAUCCCAGAAGGAAGAACAACUGGAAAGUAAACAAUUAGAAUUGGUUCAGCUAAGAAGUGAGCUCUCUGAUGUCUCCUCAAAAUAUCAAAGAUUGGCAGUUGACCUGCAAAAUAAAGAAGAAGAAUACAGUGAUCUCAAGGAGAAAUAUACAGAUGCCAAAAAACAGAUGCAACAGGUAGAGAAGGAGAUUUCUUCAAAACGUGAGGAGUCAACCUCUCUGAGAAACAAAGUUCAGGAACUUGACAGAAUGAAGAAUCAAAUGUCUCAGGAGCUUGAAGCUAAAGAGCGGAUGAUCCAACAGAUUAGGAAGUCAUGUCAUAAUGAAGCAGACUGCAGAAAGAAGAUAGAAAUAUUAACAAUCUCCUUGGAUGAAAAGGACACUGCUUUAAAGAAAUUGACAAAGAAUUUGGAAGAAUGUAACAGCCUACAAGUGAAAGAGCACCAGGGUUCCAAAGAAAAUCAAGCAACCCAGGGUUCCUGCUUCAUGUUAACUGAUAGCAAAGCAGAAGAAGCUGUACAACUUUUGCAAACAGCUUCCAAAGAACUUCAGAUAAAAGAACAAAUAAUUAAAGAUAUGAAAAUUGCAUUGACUGAACAAGAUCAAACCCAAGCUGAGCAAGAUGAAGCUCUUGAGGCCAAAUUGAAAGAGAUUGAAGAAUUGAAUGCAGAAUUGGAGAAAUGGAUAAAGUGUGCCAAAGAAUUUGAGAGGAGGUAUGACACACUUGAACACAGCCAGUUGUUGAAAAAUGCAAGUGGAGAUCACCAUACAGAAUCUGGACCACUUCAGAAAGAAAUUGAAGAUUUAAAGCAGCAGUUGGUGGAAUUGGAAGAUGAGCAGAAAUGUAAUCGUAAGAAAUGGUUAAAUGAAAAAAUGAUGCUCCUUAAACAAGCAAAGGAAGCUGAAGAUCGGCGCAACAAGGAAAUGAGAAAAUGGACAGAAGAAAGAGAGCAUUAUUCGAAGUUACAAUUAGAAAUGGAGAGACUUACAUCUGAGGUCAUCGAGAAGGAUGAGGAUUUGCAGAAAUGGCGAAAAGAGAGGGACAACUUGGUAAAGGAGCUUGAAGUGAAGCUGGGAGAUCUUAUAACCAGUAAUAAACAAAAAGAUGAAGAAAUAGAAAGACUCAAGGCUUCCUCAAAAGAGAACCUAGGCGAGUUGGAAACUGUCCUCGAUUCUUCAGAAAUCUCAACAGACGAUGGAGAAAAAGCAAGUCGGUUUCCGAAACCCCAAUUGGAGAUUCAAUUAACACCUCUUCAACCAAACAAAAUUUCAGUGAAAGAAUCAAGUGGAAAUUUGGUCACCAUGAAAGUGCCCAAAUCUACCAGGAAAAGAAAAAGCUCCGCCCUAGAGGAGGAUGUGAAAAAUACAGCUGGUCGACUUAGAAAACAAGCCUCUAGAUCAAGCCUCGGGUCACGCCAAAAGAAAGAUGGAACACUGCAGAAAAUUGGAGGCUUAUUGCAAAGUUCCCCAACAAUUCUACAGAACAAAGCCAAAAAGUUAAUGGAAACCUUAAGCUCCCCCAAGCAUCCAGAAAUGGAAACUUCAUGUAAUAGUGAAGUAAGGCCUAAAAGAUCAAGAAGGAAACUGUACAAGCAAGGUAUAUCGUCUCCCUUGAAUUUCCCAUCACAAACGAUAAUAGAGAUGAGUGAAAAAGAAAGUGAUCAUUCAAUCAUGAAGAGACGAUUACGCACAAGAACAGCUAAAAUGGCAAAAUGAUCUUUCUCUUUAGAUGAGGUUGUUUGUAUUUUUUUAAACUAUAAUCAUUGUACUUUAUGGGGAAGUUUCAUCUGAGGAUAUGUAUGUAUUAUGUUUGGCGCUUUUGAUUUAACAUUGCACAUGUACAUAUUCUAAUUGCAUGUAAAUCAAUAUCUCAAUGAAACCAUUCUGAACAACAAUUGGAACAAUAAAUACCUGGAAAAGUCA